This is a messenger RNA of Acanthaster planci (crown-of-thorns starfish), 2591 nucleotides long. It is a transcript of the gene ptges3l-aarsd1, whose product is annotated as PTGES3L-AARSD1 readthrough. NCBI's taxonomy places the organism in Eukaryota, Metazoa, Echinodermata, Asteroidea, Valvatida, Acanthasteridae. Gene Ontology annotation, molecular function: ATP binding; aminoacyl-tRNA ligase activity; Ser-tRNA(Ala) deacylase activity. The record is from RefSeq and is a predicted model, not a curated record. Gene Ontology annotation, biological process: tRNA aminoacylation; regulation of translational fidelity.
CAACCCAACAUGGCGUUCGCCUGUCAAAAGAACAGUUACUUGAAAGAGUUAACUACAAAAGUUGUGUCUUGCACGCCCGCUGAGCUCAAGCAAGUAGUCAAUGGCAAGAAGCAAACACUUCAGGGCUAUGAGAUCAUCACAGAAGAUACUGUUCUUUUUCCAGAGGGGGGAGGUCAGCCGGAUGACAGAGGAACGAUGAAUGGCAUCGAUGUCCAUCGGGUGACAAGGAGGGGAGGUGACGCUGUCCUUUUUGUUGAGACGGCCAUUGAACCGGGCACAGAGAUCCUGCAGAAGGUUGAUUGGACCAGGCGAUUUGACCACAUGCAGCAACACUCAGCACAACAUUUGAUAACAGCUAUCGCAGAAGAGAGGUAUGGAUGGCCCACAACAUCUUGGGAUCUCGGCAAGGAGAAAUCCUUCAUCGAGAUGGAUACACCCAAGAUUGGUGUAGAGGAGAUGCAGGAACUGGAGAAAGAAGUCAACACAGCAAUCAGGAAGCAACUGGCGAUGACGCCAAGACUUGUAGAUCUAGGAUCUUCAGUGCUCAAUAGCGUACGAACAAGAGGACUGCCCGAUGAUCACGUCGGCCAAGUCCGCAUCGUAGAGAUCGAGACCAUCGAAGCCAACACUUGCUGUGGGACCCAUGUUGCCAAUCUUAGUCAUCUGCAGUCUAUCAAGCUUCUAGGUGCAGAGAAAGGGAAGAAAAGCAAAACCAACCUUUAUUUUCUGGCCGGCAACAGGGUGCUAGAUUACCUUGGGAAGUGCCUUACCAAUGAGAAACUUCUUACUGGAUUCCUCAAGUGCGGACCUGAUGGCCACCCACAGGCUGCAGAGAAGAUCCAGAAAUCAUUGAAAGUAGCCAACAAGAGCACCACCAUGUUGCUAAGAGACCUUGCUGCACUCGAAGCCUAUCGCUAUAACAACCAAGCUGACAAAGAUCCCGUCCUGGUUCUUCACCGGAAAGAGGGCGACUUGGAAUUCCUGAACAUGAUAGCAAAUGAAAUCAAUUUGCAGAAUUGCUUAGCACUGCUCACAGCUGGUGAUGAAAAGGGUGCUGGGAUGUUCUUAGCUGCAGGCCCAGAUGACAUCAUCAAAGAAGUCGGACCUAAGAUUGCCGAAUGUUUAGAGGGGAAAGGAGCAAGCAAGACUGGUCGUUACCAAGGCAAAGCUAACAAGAUGAGCAAGAGGUCUACAGCAGAGGAGGUGCUGCGUUCUUACACCCAGAAACUCACAGCAGGCUAAAUAUAUACUACUCAUGAACAUGAAAGGAACGCGUUGAUGCCAUAGCUUUGAUUGAAUGUUACCACUUCAAGAGGUAUCAAGGUUGUGUUAAACUCACUGCAGGUGAAGUUUAUUGUUUUCUAAACAGUAUUGAAUAGAGUAAGGUAAAAUCAUGCGUGUCUGUGGCUUGCUGGACCAAAGUGUGUCCAGCUAGCCCCAUAGGGUGCUGCUUUUGAUGGAAAACUGAAAAAGGUUGUGACGUGAUCGUGCUCCUUGUGAGUGGUGUAGUUGUCAAAUGCACAUGAAUUCAAAGCCCUUGGUCGGCUUCUGAGAUGCACAGGUGAGAGGUUAGUCCCUGUCAUUGUUUGCUAUUCUUGAGAAAAUUCAUAUAUUAUAUGUAAAUCUUGUUGAUUUAUCUCUUAGGUGUAUUGGAUGAUUUGAAACAUAAGGAUUUUCUUUUAUUUUCCUGAAGUAGCAGCUGGAAGCUGCAAUGCAAUAAACAAAAGUUUUCGCAUUUGUUAGUUUUGUUUUGUGUUUGUGAUCACAAAUGGAGAUACAAGGAAUUGAUAUGCAGACAUUUAAAUGUCACACUUUUUUUCAUGAUUAUUUAUGAUACCUUUUAAUGGUUUUCACAAUGGCACUGAUCAUUGAGCUCAUCAUGGGCGGAGAUCCUCGGGGUGAGGGAUAUAUACCCCCCACACUUUUUGACCUGUGAGAUAACCAAUAUAAUCAUUCCCCCCCCUUUCAAGUCACUGACUAUGCACACCCUUAGCCUGCACCACCGUACUCUGCACAUGUCGGUGUCAUGAUGUCACCUGGGAUGGAGGCCACGCUGAGCUUUCAGAUAUCAUCCCCUCCUCCAUAUGUGACAAGAAAUCUCUGCCCAUGGCUGUCAUUAAAUACUGUUUUGUAAAGUGGUUGAAUCAUGUAAUCAAGAAUGCGUUUUCUCUGAUUGAGCAUAAAAAAAGCAAAGAAGUUGAACAGUACAGCUUUUUAAAUUCGUUUUCAUAACUUAAAUGAGAAAUAAGCCCCAAACAAAAUUUCCCCAACAUUUUACAUUUGAAGCUAAAACAUCGAAGAAUAAUUAUACCGGCGGUCAUUAUUUUGUGAAUACAACAGUGCGGAUUGACAUUAAAUCACACCGAAAGAAAACAUGAAGUUUGUAAUUUGACUUUGAAUAGAAUAAAGUUGAACAGUACAGCUUUUUAAAUUUGUUUUCAUAACUUAAAUGAAAAAUAAGCCCCAAACAAAAUUUCCCCAACAUUUUACAUUUGAAGCUAAAACAUCGAAGAAUAAUUAUACCGGCGGUCAUUAUUUUGUGAAUACAACAGUGCGGAUUGACAUUAAAUCACACCGAAAGAAAACAUGAA